AAUUGUAGCAUUGAUGUAGACACCUUAGCUACUGUCUCCUCUCUCUCCCGCCCCUCGCUUCCCUUCUCCCUCCUCCUGUCUCGGACUUUUUUUUAAUCUCUUUCUAUUAAAUCCCUUCCUUCCACAUCAAAAGCCUCGCUCUUCCAAAUCCCCGUUUCUUGUUCUUGUUCUUGUUCUUGUUGUUUUCUGUUUAUUUUAUUUGUUUUCUUCUUGUUGGAUCAUGGAGCUUCAACUGGGUCUCGCUCUUCCCACCCAUACUAUCAGGGGCUUGGACCUAAAUACCUAUACUUUCGAGCCUAGCAAAGAUGCGGGUGGCUCGAGCCAACUGAUGAUCAAUCAGGCUAGCCUUCAACUCGGUGGUCCAUGGCAAAGAGCAUGUUCUGACGAUGAUGAUAAUGAUGAUGAUGAUUUUAGUAGCAACCAGCAGCAAAAACGUAGUUUUAGUGAUGCUUUCGAGGAGAUCACAGACGUGCCUCGAACGUUGCCUCUUUUGCUUUGGAAUAAACAGCCUAACGAUGAUGAUGACGACGACGACCUUAAAGAUCAUCAGAAGAGCUUCCACUUUGCCUUUAACAACGUUGAUGGAGAUAGUGAUGGAAUCGUGGGGUGGCCACCGAUUAAGUUCCGGAGGAAGAAGAUUAGCCCCCGGAGUAAAAGAAAUGGAGACCAGAACAAUCAGUCGGUGGAUAAUGGGUGUCCAGAUUGUCAUGGCAAGCCGUCAAAUUCCAUGUACGUUAAGGUGAAGGUGGAAGGAGACGCCAUAGGAAGGAAAAUAGACCUAAGCCUCUAUGAUUCUUUUCAAGACCUUAAACAAACCUUGCUUGGCAUGUUUGGAAUCUCUCAAGAGAAUUCCACCAGCUAUAAACUGACAUUUCAAGACAGGGAUGGUGACUGGCUGCUUGCUGAUGAUGUAUCGUGGAGAAGCUUCAUUUGGUCAGUCCAACGCCUGAAAUUGAUGAGGAGCAGGUGUGGAAGUGAGCAGGAUUGAUGAAAUGGGACUGGUAGCAACUUUAAUUAAUAGGACCCCAGAUAGGAAGGGUCCCCGGCUAUUGCUUGCUACUUUGAAUUUUGAUUAAUGCCUGUGUGUAAUAUGUAGUCAAUGGAUAAGACGCUAGUUAAACGAAUACCUUCCACGUCUAACAAAAAUUGAUUGAUGUUUUUUUGAA
This is a messenger RNA of Manihot esculenta (cassava), 1166 nucleotides long. Its product is annotated as auxin-responsive protein IAA9. Bases 221 to 988 code for a protein of 255 amino acids. The transcript has 4 exons. Gene Ontology annotation, molecular function: protein binding. Gene Ontology annotation, cellular component: nucleus. Gene Ontology annotation, biological process: regulation of DNA-templated transcription. NCBI's taxonomy places the organism in Eukaryota, Viridiplantae, Streptophyta, Magnoliopsida, Malpighiales, Euphorbiaceae. The record is from RefSeq and is a predicted model, not a curated record.